ACAUUAAAUAAAAUUUUAGUAUUAUUUUUGUUUCCUAACUUCACAAUUGCAUCCCUUUCCUUAAACUUUGCAUUAUUGAGCCCAUUGAUGAUUUGUGUGCUGAUUUUUCAAGACCACUUUGGGAGGCUGCUGCUUUAGUCAAGAUUUAUCAACUACUCAAUGCUCCUAAUUAUCGGAGAAAUUUUUGGUUAGAAUUUUCCAGUAAAAAUAACUGGGGUUAGAUUAUAGAUCGGCUUCCCACCCUAGCAAGUCAUUGGUUCUUUUCCCCAGCGCAUUAACCCCAAUUUUGUUCUAGAUCCAUGUGAGAACAUGACAAAGCGUAGAAAGCAAAGAAGGUGGUUUCUUGUUGAGCAAACACUUACCAGUGACAGAACGUUGAUUACGAGGCAAAAUUCCAGACCUGGAAACAUUAAAACCCUUCAAUUCACGAUCACAAGUUAUGUCAAAACAUGGGGGAAGCUUCUAAGGAGAGACUCAGAGAACUGACUUAUUCCGGUGAAUCUCAGAUGAAGAAAGGGCCACCAAUGGCCUCUCGACCAUCUGCUGAUUUCCAGCCCUUGAACCUUUUCUUGAAGAUGAGCCCGCGGCACAACGGCAGCACCCUCUAUGACUCAUUUGAACUCCAGGCUGUGACUUGCCAGCUCAACAAGGCGAUGCAGAUGUCCCUUGCCUCCUCACCUACUUACAUCCGGUACCUACAAUCUCCUUUGUAUUCUCAACGUUUAGAUCACAUCAGAAAGGAAAAUGCAAAUGCAACAAAGAAAGUUUCAUAUCCUCAGGUGACCAGCACAACUGGAAACAGAAAGGCAAGAACAAAGGAAACAGAGAUAGUUACUGGAGGAAUUGUAGCCAGACUUUGGAAGAAGGUCAAACAUGGGGUUCUUAAGAAUAAGAAGAAAGUUAGAGCUGAAAGCUCACAACAUGGUUGAGCAGCGUACAGAAAUAUUAGGUUCAACCUCAUCUCAUGCAAUUUGGUGACAAGCACCUUACCUGAUCAUACGCAUCAUCAAGUAGAAAAAAAUUACAGAGAAUUCU
Messenger RNA from Rubroshorea leprosula, 1035 nucleotides. Lineage: Eukaryota; Viridiplantae; Streptophyta; Magnoliopsida; Malvales; Dipterocarpaceae. The record is from the annotation of a GenBank genome assembly.